CAGGCCAGUCUCACUGGGAGCUUUAGAGGUUAAAGUCUGGUGGGUAAGGUUUGGCUAGCAGAAAGAUUGGCUUAUUCUUCAGUACAAAGGUCUUAUUAAAUACACAUGAGUCUUGCAAUUCACCACUUUGAUGAUGGGUAUAAAAGCAGGGAAUCACAGGGAGAAGGAGAGAGGUAGAUAGAAGGGGAUUAAAGCCUAUUUAGGGAGAUCUAGGACCUCAAAAAAGACAGGGAGAGUUCAGAUCUGACCACACAGUAGACAGACAGAUAGAGCAGCCGAGCGAUGUUGGUGAUAAGCGAGUUUUUAGUAGCGCUGGUCAUCUCUCUCUUUGUUGUGCAAUUUCUGAAACUGAAGUGGGCAUGUAGCCGGCUUCCUCCUGGACCAACUCCCCUCCCCCUCAUCGGCACCAUGUUGCAGAUGGAUUUCAAACGCCAGCAUGAGAAUCUCAUUAAGUUGGCACAGAUUUACGGGAACAUCUUCACCUUGUGGAUUGGACAUAUUCCUGUCAUCAUACUGAAUGGAUUCCCAUCUGUGAAGGAUGGCCUGACUAUCCACUCUGAAGCCACCUCUGGCCGCCCAACAACCCCUUUCUUUCAGAAAACAGCCGGAGGAAAGGGUAACAUUUUCUUUCCUUAUAAACUAUACAGAGGGUUUAUUUUGUUGGUGGGAGAGCGCAUCACACUUUUGCCUCUCUUACAGCUGUAUGAUGUUUUCCCCUGGCUCAUGGAUCAUCUCCCAGGUACUCACCAGAAGGUAUUCUAUUGCCAAGAAUUUGUCCGGUCUUUUGCAAGGAAGGAGAUCAGAAGCCACCAAGAGAGUGGGUCACCUGACGAACCACAGGAUUUCAUUGAUUUCUACCUGGCUCAGAUAGACAAAAGCAAAGCUGACCCUGAUUCGACCUUUGAUGAAGACAACCUGGUCCAGACUGUUUUCGACCUUUUCUUGGCAGGGACAGAAACCACAACCACCACCCUCCGCUGGGCAGUGCUUUAUAUGGUGACUUACCCAGAUGUCCAAGAGAAAGUCCAGAAGGAGCUGGACGCUGAGCUGGGUCCCUCCCAAUUAAUCUGCUACGAGGAUCGGAAGAACCUGCCCUACACCAACGCCGUGAUUCAUGAGAUCCAGCGCUACAGCAACAUCGUUGCAGUCGGAAUUCCUAGAACAUGUGUAAAAGACACAAUGCUGCAGGGCUUUCCCAUUGAGAAGGGCACCAUUAUUCUCCCAAAUUUAACCUCUGCCUUGCUUGACCCUGAGCAAUGGGAGACACCUCGACAGUUCAACCCAAAUCACUUCCUGGAUCAGGAUGGAAAUUUUGUGACCAAAGAAGCUUUCUUACCAUUCUCAGCAGGGCCCCGUGUGUGUUUGGGGGAGCACCUGGCAAGGACUGAGCUCUUCAUCUUCUUCACCAACCUGCUGCGGGCGUUCACCUUCAGGCUACCGGAGGGAGUGAAGGAAAUCAACACCGAGCCCAUGCUAGGGGGUUUAUUGCAGCCUCAUCCCUAUAAGAUCUGUGCUGUUCCUCGCUAGGCUGCAGCACCCCACAAAGCACGGGAGGAGCCAGUAGGCAGGCAUGUGUGCCUUUGUGGAUUUCCACCUUUCACCUCUUCCCCUCUUUCUACUUCCAGCUUUGACGACGGUGUCAGCUCAGGCCAGUGAAGUCAAUUUCUCGAUCCGUUAGACUUUGGGAAUUAAACUGCAAACCACUGCCACUUCA
Messenger RNA from Chrysemys picta bellii (western painted turtle), 1714 nucleotides. Lineage: Eukaryota; Metazoa; Chordata; Testudines; Emydidae. The record is from RefSeq and is a predicted model, not a curated record.